Molecule: messenger RNA, 1522 nt
Organism: Alexandromys fortis (reed vole)
Lineage: Eukaryota; Metazoa; Chordata; Mammalia; Rodentia; Cricetidae
Gene: Trim62
Product: tripartite motif containing 62
Exons: 5
Coding region: 1-1446 (481 amino acids)
Biological process (GO): innate immune response; positive regulation of canonical NF-kappaB signal transduction; protein ubiquitination
Cellular component (GO): cytoplasm
Molecular function (GO): zinc ion binding; protein binding; ubiquitin protein ligase activity
Source: RefSeq, a predicted model, not a curated record
AUGGCGUGCAGCCUGAAGGACGAGCUGCUGUGCUCCAUCUGCCUGAGCAUCUACCAGGACCCGGUGAGCCUGGGCUGCGAGCACUACUUCUGCCGCCGCUGCAUCACCGAACACUGGGUGCGGCAGGAGGCACAGGGCGCCCGCGACUGCCCGGAGUGCCGGCGCACGUUCGCCGAGCCCGCGCUCGCGCCCAGUCUCAAGCUGGCCAACAUCGUGGAGCGCUACAGCGCCUUCCCGCUGGACGCCAUCCUCAACGCGCGCCGCGCCGCGCGACCCUGCCAGGCGCAUGACAAGGUCAAGCUCUUCUGCCUCACGGACCGCGCGCUGCUCUGCUUCUUCUGUGACGAGCCCGCGCUGCACGAGCAGCACCAGGUCACCGGCAUCGACGACGCCUUCGAGGAGUUGCAGGCCCUGUGUGUAUUUCAGAGGGAACUGAAGGAGCAGCUUCAGGCCCUGCAGGACAGCGAGCGCGAGCACACGGAGGCCUUGCAGCUACUCAAGCGACAGCUGGCGGAGACCAAGUCCUCUACCAAGAGCCUGCGGACCACCAUCGGGGAGGCCUUUGAGCGGCUGCACAGGCUACUGCGGGAACGGCAGAAAGCCAUGCUGGAGGAACUGGAGGCCGACACAGCCCGCACGCUGACCGACAUUGAGCAGAAGGUCCAGCGCUACAGCCAGCAACUUCGCAAGGUGCAAGAAGGUGCCCAGAUCCUGCAGGAGCGGCUGGCUGAGACGGACCGGCACACCUUCCUUGCUGGAGUGGCCUCCCUGUCUGAGAGGCUCAAGGGGAAGAUCCACGAAACCAACCUGACGUACGAAGACUUCCCCACCUCCAAGUACACGGGCCCUCUGCAGUACACCAUCUGGAAGUCUCUUUUCCAGGACAUCCACCCAGUGCCAGCGGCCCUGACCCUGGACCCAGGCACUGCCCACCAGCGCCUGAUCCUGUCGGAUGACUGCACCAUCGUGGCCUACGGAAACCUGCACCCACAACCCCUGCAGGACUCACCGAAGCGUUUCGACGUGGAGGUGUCGGUGCUGGGCUCCGAGGCCUUCAGUAGUGGCGUCCACUACUGGGAGGUGGUGGUGGCAGAGAAGACACAGUGGGUGAUUGGGUUGGCCCACGAGGCUGCGAGCCGCAAGGGCAGCAUCCAGAUCCAGCCGAGCCGCGGCUUCUACUGCAUCGUGAUGCACGAUGGCAAUCAGUACAGCGCGUGCACGGAGCCCUGGACGCGGCUCAACGUCCGUGACAAGCUCGACAAGGUGGGUGUCUUCCUGGACUAUGACCAGGGCCUCCUCAUCUUCUACAAUGCCGACGACAUGUCCUGGCUCUACACCUUCCGAGAGAAGUUCCCUGGCAAGCUCUGCUCCUACUUCAGCCCUGGCCAGAGCCACGCUAAUGGCAAGAACGUCCAGCCGCUGAGGAUCAACACUGUCCGCAUCUAGUCCGGGCUGAAGGAGACCAAAGCCUUCUGGGUCUGUGACCACCAGCAAGAGCCUUGCCCAGCAGACGGCGGGGGGG